AUGGAGGUAAAACCAAAACGACACAGUUUUGCUUCCCUCCAGUUUAUAUUGACGGCGUUUAUCAACAACGCAAGCAGAAUCAAAACCCUAAUCCCUACACAAUCAUUUGGCCGUCUCCGAGAAGAUGAGCUCCGGAAACUAAACGGUGAAGUUUCAGCUCCACGAGACGGAGAUAUAGAAGAUGACGAUCCGCUAGUGUUGAGCUCCCAAGCAUUGGCGGCGCUCCAGGAAUUUCUAGCCGACCAGAACAAGACUGCCGAGAGCACUCCGCCGGCGUCCUCCAUCGCCGGAGAAGCUGAUUCCGAUAAAGUGGAGCUGGUGACAGAAGACUGGAGACUCAGCCAGUUCUGGUACGAACCUGAAACCGCAGAGACUGUAGCUGAGGAAGUGAUCACACUCUCCAGUAGAUUCUCAGGCUGUCGAGUCGCUUGCAUCGCUUGUCCUACUCUCUAUGUUUAUCUCAAGAAAAGAGAUCCGAGUCUCCAGGUGCAAUUGCUGGAGUACGAUAUGAGAUUCGAGAGAUAUGGAAGUGAAUUUACGUUUUAUGAUUACAACGAACCAGAAGAUCUGCCAUCGCAGCUCAAACAUUGCUUCCACAUAAUCGUUGCGGAUCCUCCCUACUUGAGUAGAGAAUGUUUGGAAAGAGUUACCCAAACGAUUUCGUUCCUCUCAAGUCCGGUUGAUUCUUUGUUGCUUCUUCUCACAGGAGAGGUGCAGAGAGAUCGAGCGGGUGAGCUAUUGGGUGUUCGCCCUUGUGUGUUUAAGCCUCAUCACUCUAGCAAACUCGGAAACGAGUUCCGACUGCACCAGAUUAGGUGGCUUGGAAGAAGACAGCUAGUUCUAACUUUGCCCAUCUAUGUUGACUUGAUCGUUUCCGCCGCCGGGAGUAAGGUUUUGUGGCGGAGAACGCUCAUGUCUUCCGUCGAUGGUCAAAAGCUUAUUUCUCAACUGGACUUAACGAAAAAGCCGGUUCGACCCGGUUCGCCAAGCUUAAGCAAGACCAAAAUUAUAAACCGGGCGAAGAAGUUAAGAUCUCGAGAAGAGUCUUACGGUGGGAGAGAAAACGAGAGAAGCAAGGUCCUUCCAUGGUCGUCGAAAUUCAAAUACACACAAUCAGGAGAGAAGGGGACUAAUUCUUGCGACUUCGGAAAUGAGGCCGAACAUUGUUACCGAGUUGGACAAUGGUGGAAUGCCAUACCGUUCCUCACGUCGUCAGUGGUGGUAGUUUGUGGGCUUAUCUACCUGAUAUGCCUCUUAACUGGUUAUGACACUUUCUAUGAAGUUUGCUUCUUACCCUCGGCAAUUAUAUCGCGGUUCCAAGUUUAUAGGUUUUAUACAGCCAUUGUUUUUCAUGGAUCGCUGCUUCACGUUCUGUUCAACAUGAUGGCAUUGGUUCCUAUGGGCUCCGAGCUGGAGAGAAUCAUGGGAUCUGUCCGUUUGCUUUACCUGACCAUUUUGCUGGCAACAACCAAUGCCAUAUUGCAUCUUCUUUUAGCAUCCUUGGCGGGAUAUAAUCCCUUCUAUCAGUAUGAUCAUCUCAUGAAUGAAUGUGCGAUUGGAUUUUCUGGAGUCUUGUUUUCUAUGAUUGUCAUAGAGACAAGUCUCAGUGGAGUCACCUCUAGGAGUGUCUUUGGUCUCUUCAACGUGCCAGCUAAACUUUAUCCAUGGAUCUUAUUGCUAGCUUUCCAGCUUCUCAUGACAAAUGUUUCACUGCUUGGCCACCUAUGUGGCCUCCUGUCUGGAAUUUCAUAUUCUUAUGGCCUAUUCAAUUUCUUGAUGCCUGGCUCUUCAUUUUUCUCCACCAUUGAGUCAGCCUCCUGGAUGUCUAGCUGCGUAAGGCGCCCCAAGUUCAUUAUGUGCACUGGCGGGAAUCCUUCCAGCUACAUGCCCACUUAUUCUGUACAAAACACAACAUCCAGCGGUUUCUCUACAGGAAAUGCUUGGAGAUCUUUGUCUUCGUGGUUGCCACAGAGGGAAGCAUCUAAUCAGUCUUCUGAGGACAGUAGAUUCCCGGGAAGAGGUAGAACUCUUAGCACUGCCCGUGAUCCAACCGCUCCAGCUGGAGAAACAGACCCAAACCUCCAUGCUAGGCUGUUGGAAGAUAGCACUCCAGACCGCCUUUCUGAUUCAACUGUGACCGGCAUGACAGAGCCAAGCCCCGCCGCAAGACAGGCGCCAAUAGCAAAUGCAGCAGUCCAGCCUCAAUCCCAGGGUCGUGUUGGUGCUUCCGAAGAACAAAUUCAGAAACUCGUUGCCAUGGGCUUCGAAAGGACACAAGUGGAGGUUGCACUUGCCGCUGCCGAUGACGAUCUAACCGAAAUGGAGAAGAACUUCACUUGGGUUCUGAAAAAGUUCUCUUCUUUGCAACAUGAGAGAUGCUACUCUCGCCCCUUCACCGUCGCCGGCUACAAUUGGCACCUUUGUGCUUUUCGGAAGGGAGAUAAGAAUGAUGGUCACUUGUCCUUGUUCGUGGAACUUGCUGAUCCUGAAUCUUUGCCACCUGGAUGGAGAAGAGACGCCAAAUUUAGCCUCACUCUUGUGACUAAGGGUUGUGGCAAAUCGAACUUAGUCUUGGUUGGGCAACGCUGUUUCAAUGCAAGGGAAAGGGGUUGGGGUGCUAUUGAGUUCGUGUCCCUUACCAAACUUCCUGAGACUGAGGUUUCCAACGGGGACAAUGAUGAUGCGCGUAAAGAAGAUGUUGAUGAAGAAGCUUCGUCUCUUGUUUCGAAUGAUAGUGCUAGAAACGGGACUUCUCUAGACCAAGUGAAGUCCUUGGAGGAUGCCUCUCAGACAGUAGAAAAUGGUGGUAAGGGGUUAAACAAUGUGGCAUCUGUUACUGAGACUGCUAAUAAUCUGCUCAAGGAGAUUCAACCAUCUAAGGAAACAAUGGACGUCAAUGGCUUUGAAGUUUUUUCUUCCCAGGUUGAGUCGGUGAGGCAUAUAUUCAAAAGACACCCGGAGAUAGCAUCAGGCUUCCGUCCAAAGAACCAACAGAUCAGAAAAGCUUACAUGAAUGAACUCCUUAGCGUCAUCGAGUUGAUGUGCGAGUCACCAGAGAAGCUCUCCGAGGAUGAUCUGAGCAAGGCUGAUGAGACGCUGGCUGAUCUGACUGAUGUCGGCUUUAAAUUGGACUGGCUGAAGACAAAGUUCAUAUUCUUCGAGUCAUUUCUCGAAUGGGACUCGGUCGUGAAAUUAACUUGA
Messenger RNA from Thlaspi arvense, 3201 nucleotides. NCBI's taxonomy places the organism in Eukaryota, Viridiplantae, Streptophyta, Magnoliopsida, Brassicales, Brassicaceae. The record is from the annotation of a GenBank genome assembly.